UCCAAGACAGAAAUGGCGGCAGGUUCGAUUUCUGCUUUAGAGUUUUUAAAUCAAGCUAAACAAUUUAUUAACACUUCUCAGAAGAAUCGCGAUACUUGGCAGUUAGUUAUAUCGCCUCAUGACAAGAAUGAUGUAUACAUCUGUCAGAGAGUAACGAAGAACGUUGCACAACAAAGUGCAGAACCUGUGUCAUGUCUACCCCAAGAUGUUCAAGAGAUGGGUGAAAAUAUCACUGAUGACGACAAAUCAUGCCUUGAUACAGCACCAGUGUUGUCUGAAACGAUCAGCUAUGAGUAUCACAUCGUCUAUAGCUGCAGCUAUGCGGUACCAGUUCUGUACUUUACAGUUUCCAAUUCAAAAGGAAAGCUGUUGUCCCUGGAUGAUGUUUGGUCGAUGGUUCCUGACUACUACCAGCAGAGACUGCAGGAUGAGAGAUGGACAUUUCUCACACAGCAGGAACAUCCCAUUCUCGGCCGGCCGUUUUUCCAGCUGCAUCCCUGUCACACUGCAGACCUUAUGAAACAAGUUAACAGCAAACUUCCACAACAGAACUAUUUGAUAACAUGGCUGAGUACAGUAGGACCUGUUGUGGGGUUGACGUUGCCACUGUAUUAUGGGGUUGAAUGUACAUGAGUAGAAAAACCUACACAGACUGGGCUACCGGCGAACAACACAAAUCGCUAUCGUCAGUACAGUUCCUGUCAGGGUGUAGAUGGAAUCCUACAGGAGUGAGAAAAAGAAGAAUGAUCUGAACGUGGACUAUAAACUGUUGUUAACAGAACAUGCAUGAUUUAAUCAAUGAUGUCAGUAAGAGGACUGAUUGAAGAGGCGUGACAUAGCCCAGUGGUAAAGUGCUCGCUCGAUGUGCAGUCGGUCUGGGAUCGAUCCCCGUCGGUGGGCCCAUUGGGCUAUUUCUCAUUCUAGCCAGUGCCCCACAAGUAGUAUA
Messenger RNA from Gigantopelta aegis, 946 nucleotides. Its product is annotated as ubiquitin-like-conjugating enzyme ATG10. Bases 13 to 633 code for a protein of 206 amino acids. Gene Ontology annotation, biological process: macroautophagy; protein modification by small protein conjugation; protein lipidation. NCBI's taxonomy places the organism in Eukaryota, Metazoa, Mollusca, Gastropoda, Neomphalida, Peltospiridae. Gene Ontology annotation, cellular component: intracellular anatomical structure. Gene Ontology annotation, molecular function: Atg12 transferase activity. The transcript has 6 exons. The record is from RefSeq and is a predicted model, not a curated record.